Messenger RNA from Solea solea (common sole), 6049 nucleotides. RefSeq names its product SPRY domain containing 3 (gene spryd3). Bases 135 to 1406 code for a protein of 423 amino acids. Lineage: Eukaryota; Metazoa; Chordata; Actinopteri; Pleuronectiformes; Soleidae. The record is from RefSeq and is a predicted model, not a curated record. The transcript is spliced from 11 exons. Gene Ontology annotation, molecular function: protein binding.
UAUGAUUGGCUAAUCCGUGAACGCGGGUGUGAUGUCACAAGAAAGCGCCGAACUCUAGUUUGUAAAGUUUGAUGUGGCGCUAACGGACUGAUGACUAAAGGGGGUAUCUGUCUUAUUAGCCGGCUACAUAACAGAUGGAUGAUAUCGGCGUACUACACCAAAGAGCCCUGAAUCUAAGGCGUCGAAUGAGAGAUAUUGGCGAUGGACGCCCCCCACAAGAGCGAUUCAUGAGGUUGCAGAAGGAAGGAGACACACUCAGUUACCAAGGGAACUCUGAAGAGGUGGGUUGCUAUGUGGCUGGCCAUCCUCUAUCAAAGGGAAAUUGCUAUUUUGAGGUGACGAUAGUGGACACAGGGGUGAGGGGAACCAUUGCUGUGGGCCUGGUGCCGAAAUUCUACAGGCUGGACCACCAGCCUGGCUGGCUGCCAUAUUCUGUAGCUUACCACGCUGACAACGGCAAGUUAUACAAUGGCAACCCUGUGGGGCAGCAGUUUGGACCAAAGUGUGCUCGGGGUGACCGCAUUGGCUGUGGAAUGCACUCAGAAAAUACUGAAGCGGGCUUUACGACAGUCUUUUUCACCAAAAAUGGCAAAGAGGUGGGUUCAGUGGAGGUUCCUGUGCUGGCGGAAGGGCUGUUCCCUGCUGUUGGGAUGCACUCUAUGGGGGAGGAGGUGAAGGUUGACCUGCAGGCUGAGUGGUUCCUGGAGGAGGAUGAUAGUAUGAUGAUGGUUGACAGCCACGAAGAUGACUGGGGUCGGCUGUAUGACGUCAGAGUUAGAGGCAUGCUCUUGGAGUACGUUGGCAAAGGAAAGAGCAUCAUGGACGUGGGUUUGGCCCAGGCCCGUCAGCCACUGACCACCCGCUGUCACUAUUAUGAAGUGGAGAUCGUUGAUGCUGGCGAGAAGUGCUAUAUUGCGCUGGGUUUGGCAAGAAGGGACUACCCCAGGAACAGACACCCAGGAUGGAGUAGAGGAUCAGUCGCCUACCAUGCAGAUGAUGGGAAGAUCUUUCACGGCAGCGGAGUUGGCCAUGCAUUUGGUCCCCGCUGUUUCAAAGGUGACAUCAUGGGCUGCGGCAUCAUGUUCCCACGAGACUACAUCCUGGAUGGAGAGGGCUCAGGUGACAUGGACGACUGGGAUAGGCUGCAGGUCCAUCAAGGUCAAGCAGGCGUCCAGAACAUUCUGUACCUUAAAGAAGAAGAGGAGGAAGAGGAGGAGGAGGAGGAAGAUGGGGAAGAAGUAGAGCAAGGACAGGAGGGAAGGAGGGUCACGGUGUUCUUCACAAGGAAUGGGAAGCUGAUGGGUAGGAGGGCGAUGGCGGUUCCUCCCAGUGGCCUAUACCCUACUGUCGGGAUGCUGAGCAGUGGUGAGAAGGUGAAGGUGGAUUUGCAUCCCCUCAGUGGAUGACCUAAGAGUCUAGACCGGACCUGUGAUGAUGACCAGCUGGCUGCGCUGAAGAGCUCACCCACGGUAGCCUAGCAUGCUGCUAACACUCGCCAGAACACACUCAGUUCAGCUGCACUCACACAUGCACAUCGCCGCUGUCUCCUCCCCCUGACACUGCCCCAGCUUUUAUUUAUAAGACUUGUAAAUUUCACAAUCACAAACAGAAACACAACCAAAUCCACCUCCUGGUUGUAAAGUAGCAGUAAGGGAUCCUGCGUGGUGUGCACUGUGCAAAGUACAGGGAGUAGAUGUCUCCUGGGAGAUAUUUAACUUAACUCUAUGCAAUCUGUACUGCAAUCAUCCUCUCAUCUAACCUCUUCCUGCAUUCAGCACGUCUCUGAAACACUGAGCUGUUAAAUCCUCCUCAUGAGGUCUGGCACACUUCUUUUAUUUUGUUUGUCACGACCCCAAGCAAAGCAGAGUGAGGCCAACAGCUGUGCCGAGUCAGAGCUUGUUGGCAUUAGAUCCUCCCGCCCUCUCUUUCUCUCUCUUUCUCUCCCUCCGUCUCUCUCCCUGGGUGCUCUCUUGGGGUGAGGCUGCCCUCCUGUGAGUAAUCAGGGACCUGCUGUUGCCCCACCUCGCUCUCUGCUCUCCUCGAGCCUGCUGGAGGUGAACAGUGAAUCGUUUUUAGUGGGUUCAUAGUGGCUCUGACUGUUGCAGAGGAUUACUAGAGAUUUGGUAAUCACAACAGACUUUAAAUUCUGUUCCUGAGCAGCAUCAGACCAGACAACUCCUCAGAGUGGAUAAUAGUUUUGUGAGUAUUUUAAUAGGCUACAUUCAGAUUACCAGGCUGGAGUGACUGAAGAUCUGAACUUUUCAGACCUGGACACUGAAAUUUCAUUAUCAGUUCUGAUCAAAUCAGCUGUGUCACUUCAGUAUGUUAUCCUAGAUAGAUACAUAUCCUGAUAUGACAUGAGUGCGAACAGUCAUAACAGAAUCAAUGCAUUUUAUUUUUUUUGCCUAUAUGCACUUGCUGAGUAUUGUUUUCUUUGACCACACACAUAGGACACUGUAGGAGAGUGUCCUUGCUGAAUCUCAUCCUUAAAUUUGCUGCAAUAGCUUCCGUUCCUGAAUUUACCUAAGAGGAUAAAUACAAGUAUGUCUUAUCAUAUCUCCCUCUUCAAAGCUGAGUGGUCUCACAGAUAUUACAUUUUCUGUUGCUGUUGAAGACACCUACAAAGAGGUAUUUGUGCACAUAUGAACCACUCGAGAGGGCAGUCAGGUUCAGUCCGUCAAAUCUGGUCUUAAAUCUAUCCGAUUUUACUCAGAUUUGGACAGUGUGGUUAGGUAAUCUGAACGAAGCCUUAGUUUUAUGUUGGUUCCAGGUUAAAUGAGCAGGUCAGUUUCGUUUCCUUCAAGGACUCGAAACACAAAAGCAAAAUGAUUCACAUUUUACUUAAUCCUCCACGUCAAAGUUUCAAACUAAGUGUUUAGUAUUUGCACUUGGUCAACAUGGAGUAGAGGCCUGGCGGCCUUGCAAAGGAAGGCUUGCACACAGUCCAGUAUAAUACAAUCCAUUGUAAAAGAAACAAAUUAGAGCCAUAAAAAUAAUAAACUCUGAAAGUAAAAUGUACCUUUGCAAACCUCACACGCAGCUGUCAGGGCUAUUUGAAUUGGAUUGUGUCAUACUGUGAUGUGCUGUGCUUUUAUUUUGACAUUUCCUUCUCGAUCUGUGUAGGUGCAUGUCUCUCCUCUAUGUGGAGGAUUACUUUCCAAUUUAAAAUUUUCUCUUUUUCAUUAACUUAGAAUCCUGUGAUUUAUGUUUUUGUUUUUAGAGACGGAAAGAACCUGCUCAGAAUAAUUUGUUGCUCUUACAUUCAGAGAGAAAUCCUCCUCUUUGUGCUACCAAUAUGUGACAUAGAAUUAACUGCUGGAUGUUUUUUUCUGUUUGAUAUAGAGACAAUGAUAAUUAUUUGCUGAGGUUUUGCGAAAAAAGAAAAUGUGAAUAUGUUAAUGUGCGUCCACCAGUGCUCUGCAAAGUGUUUGUGUUUUAUGCAGCACACGUAGCAGCAGCAGCAGCAGCAGAGGCCUGUUUCAUAAAGAGAGAACAGUGAGGUUGUCCAGAUAUCUGUCAGUUUUAACUCAGGUUUUAUAGAAUCACAAAGCUGGCUGACUUUUAAUCACGGUCAAUCAAACGUCUAACCGAUGAUAAAUGGAGCAGAACCAGGUCAAAGCAGUCUGAUUACUGGCAAAUCAAAUCACUGGGAAACACUCAUCACUCCUUCACACUCCAAACAUGGAGGUUACAGUCGUUACAAAUUAUUAAAAACAACAAGGUCGUUUUUGUGUUAUUGUAGGAGGAUUAUUCAUGAUCUAAGUUCAUUUGAGGAAUGUUUUUCUAUGUUGAAAAAUAGUUGAAACAAUGGACCGUUUAUCAAAGGUGGAGUCAGUUUCUGUCAGUCCGUCAAGUCGUUCAUUUCUACAUGUGGUGUUUUAACACACAGUUCUCCUAACACAGGAGAAUUUGUUUAUCACCCACAGUCUGAUGAGUCACAAGUACAACAUUUCUGCAUUACUGACGUCAUCAAGAAUUUAUAUCUGUUCAUUCUACCUCAGGACGUUGUCACAAGGUCGGUGGUUCAGUCUCUGUUUUUUUUCUCUGUCAGUGUCGAUGACAAAGACACUUGACAUCAGCUGUUCCCAGUGUUCAGGCCCAUGCUUUAUAUUGUGCUUCACUCAUCACACUGUGUAUGAACAGGUGAAAAAUUAUUUGCAGCUCUAAAAUAUUCCUGUACAUUAUUAAUAGAACGAGUCUGCUCCCCUUUUUCUAGUUGAGUGUUUUGUCUUCUAAAUGAGGAAAAUCACAUCUUACUCUUGCAGUAACCUUAUCUCUUAUCAAAUUUAGCCAUAAUCUCAUAUCCUAAUCGGUGCUCCUCUCUCUCUCUCUCUCCACUUCUGCGCUCACUACGGUUUUUAAACUCAUGUUUCAUGCAAAUAUUUUAAAGCAGCAAAAGUAAGAACAAAUCAAGUCUGUGGCAUUCUCUUAAUUUACGUGUAUUUUAACUUUUCUGACAACGUAAUGUAAAAGUGAUGAGUCAUGAGUAGUUUGGUCCUGAUGUAGAAAUCAUGAAAACACGUGUGCUUUUCUCCAGCAUGUUCAAACAUGACCCUGAAAUUAAGUUUCAAAAAGUAUAAACUAUAUAUAUGUAUAUUUAUGUAUAUAUAUGUAUAUUAUAUGUAUGUAUAUGUAUAUAUUUAUAUAUAUACGUAUAUAUGUAUAUGUUUAUAUACAUAUAUACAAACAUACAUUUUAUGUAUAAAUGUGUAUAUGUACGAUUGUGCAUGAAUAUAAUCACAUAAAUCUACAUUAAUUUAUUUACAUAGUAUAUGAGGAUGAAUGUGAAUAGCUGACUGCCUCGAUUUUCUCCUGUAAACUUGUGUAAAAAAAGAGAGAGAUUUAAUUACCAUUAAGCAAAAAAUAUUCUUGCAGUACGUCCGUCGCCUUUAGUUUCUCCUUGCAUCAUUUCUUCUUGUCAAAUCCUGGUGCCUACAUUACCCACAAUGCAAAUCAGUGGCCAGUUAUUCAUGUGGAGAUUUGGGUGUAGUCUUUUAACGUUACUGGAUCGGUAAAUCGCUUACCCAGGUUCACUGGUGUUUGGUGCGGUUAAACCGACUCUAAAGUCUAGUGGAUCGGUAAAUAACGGUUACCCAGGGUUACUGGUGGUGGGUGUGGUUAAACAGGUCAGACUUCAGUUGAUUCUCCUUCAUGACGCAGGCCUCAGAGCGGAAUGCGGAAAGUGUGCAGUAGGGGAAUGGCAAAUUAUUGUCAGGUUUGUUGUGUUCGUGGGAGCUGGUUUCCACACAAAUCAUUCUGAUAAAUGAUUUUCUCUUUUCUUGUGUUAAAGGGAAUGAUAUCACCAAUAUUAUAUAGAUAUAUAUAUAUGUAUCAGUUAACCAAAAGUUUAACCAAAUCACGUUUUUUUUCCCUGCGUCUUCACAAUUCUAUCUGUCUGUUACAUCAUCAUCAGAAGCAGCAGCUGUGUAACUUGAAUGCACAUUCCUCUGUACCUACCAGUGAGGUGCAAACAGCAGGUUUUUGUAUGGUUUCUGGCAUGUUGACAGACAAACUGCACCACUUCUACACGCUAGAGACAUAACACGCUGUAAAGUUACGACACAGGGUUUAACUAUUAAAUCACAUAUCUGCUGGAGGGUUGUAUGUUUAGUUUGUAGCUGUUUGUUGUGCAUUUGUUUCAGAGCCAUCGAUGGGCAUGUAAAGAUAUAUGUACAUCUGUCUGUUGUUGUUCUCCUGCAGGGCUGCAUAAGAGACUUGCAUUAAAGGCUGUUCAAGCCUGAAACUGUAAAAAAAAAAAAUGAAGCUAGACUGUGCAAAGAUAUUAAUGUGACACCGAUGUGGACAUUGAAGCCACAUCUAAGUUCAGGGUAUUUAAGUUACUUAUAUUUAAGUUUACUAUGAAUCUCAGUUUACAGAGGUUUUCCACCUUUCAACCAAAUUGAGCAAAAUCAGUUUAAAAAUCUUUGUAGCAUCUCUAAACUUACUCAGUCCUGUAGUAACUAGUAAUAAUGAUCCCUCGCCUUGUUGAUGUUGCACUAUGAAAGCCUCCUUUAGUAUGUUUGAUCACCAAUAAAUGUUUCAGCAAUGU